This is a messenger RNA of Mollisia scopiformis, 1620 nucleotides long. RefSeq names its product zf-C3HC-domain-containing protein. The record is from RefSeq and is a predicted model, not a curated record. Lineage: Eukaryota; Fungi; Ascomycota; Leotiomycetes; Helotiales; Mollisiaceae. The coding region runs from base 75 to 1472 and encodes 465 amino acids. Gene Ontology annotation, molecular function: zinc ion binding. The transcript has 2 exons. Gene Ontology annotation, cellular component: nucleus.
CUUACAGCCUACAAACCAACUUUCUCCGUUUUUGAAAUUAUCCAUGAAACUUAAAGAGCCCCGGUAUUUCAGUCAUGAACGCCACCAAGAGAAAGUUCAACGCUUUGAUAAAUGGGAUCGGAAAUAAAUCGACAACUACGUUGGCUUCCAAAGAAGUAAACAAUGUCCCAGACAACAACGGAGACUCCCAGACGAAGAAGCGACGAGUUAGCGAUAGGAGUUCAAUCACAAGUUCAAUCGACAUGCCGUCAGCUACACGAAAACCAUUAGCAACCAUGAAGCACAAAAAGGCCGCUUUAUCGACAACAGCAGCGGCUACUGAGCCUCCCAAAUAUGCUCCCUGGGAUCGCGAAGCAUUUCUCAAGCGGUUGAAGUCAUUUUCGAACCUAACAGACUGGACACCGAAGCCGGCUCGAGUGAACGAAGUUGAAUGGGCGAAGCGUGGAUGGGUUUGCCAGAAGCUUGAAAGGGUGCGAUGCUGCCUGUGCAAUGUGGAGAUCUUGGUGAAGCUCAACCGCAAGGAAGUGGAAGGGAAAGAGCAGCCAGUUUACAUUGCUGAGAAGAUUGGUGCGUUGAAGUCUAGCAGUCUUGAAGAAGAUGCUGACUCUUGUGUAGAGGAAGCCUUGGUAGAUAAGUACGUCGAGCUCAUUGUGUCUUCGCACGACGAGGGCUGUUUAUGGAGAAAGAGGGGUUGUGACGACUCUAUAUUCAAAUUGCCACUCAAUCAUACAGGAACUACUUUCCGAAACCUCCGAGAGCGAUACGAUGAAAUCUGUAAGAGAAGUGAAAACCUGCCUUACAAGUUCAAUAUGCGUACACCCCAAGGAUUUGAUCUGGAUGUUGUUCUUGCAAAUCUUCCGCCAAAUUUCUUCUCGUCUCCCACAGAUGCCACACCAGACGCGAGUCUUCCGCCGGCAGAUGUCAACAAAGUGGCUUUACUGAUGGCAUUAUUUGGAUGGCAAGGCCACACACAUGAUCGUUUGGGUGCUCAAAUGGGAUCUGUUUCUUGCCACGCUUGCUUCAGGGUUCUAGGACUGUGGAUAUUCAAGAGCAAGGAAGUCAAUGCGGCUGGUGAAGAAGUCGUCGGGCCAACUAUGAGCUGCCUAGAUGUUGUCAAAGAGCAUCGAGAGUAUUGCCCAUGGCAAAAUGCCAUCUCUCAGAAUGGCAAGGGACCUGUCAAGACAUCGACGACUGGAAUGGCAGGGUGGGGGAUUAUCUUACGGAUCCUUCACAACGAUCAUCUGCUGAGAUCUAGACGAGAGUCGCCUUUGGGAAAGAUCAGGCACUCUGUCACGGAGAAUGCUAUCGAGACGGACAGCGCUCUUGGUACGGAUGUCGGGGAUGAAGAUGCGAUGAGUAUCAGGGAUGAGGAGGACAAGCAAAGAUGGGCGAGGUUGAGAAGAGUCAAAAGCUUGUUUGAGACGAAGGGAGGAAAGAAGCUUACACGAGAGAAGAGCAAGUCACGCUCGUGAGGAACCGUACCUAAGCAAUAAGGGAAGGCUGGGGCAUGAGUGUAUGAUUAUGGAGUUGAUGGCAUCUCCUGAGGCGCAACUUUUGCAUUUUAGGAGUUUACGAUACCCACAGAAUUCCAAGAUUGCGUGCUGGUAGCUACAUUGCAAU